GUGGAUGGACCUAGAGUCUGUCAUACAGAGUGAAGUAAGUCAGAAAGAGAAAAACAAAUACUGUAUGCUAUCACAUACAUAUGGAAUCUAAAAAAAACAAAACAAAACCUAGAAGAACCUAGGGGCAGGACAGGAAUAAAGACGCAGACGUAGAGAAUGGACUUGAGGACACGGGGAGGGGGAAGGGUAAGCUGGGAUGAAGUGAGAGAGUGGCAUGUACAUAUACACACUACCAAAUGUAAAACAGAUAGCUACUGGGAAGCAGCCACAUAGCACAGGGAGAUCUGCUCAGUGCUUUGUGACCACAUAAAGGGGUGGGAGAGGGAGGGUGGGAGGGAGAAGCAAGAGGGAGGAGAUAUGGGGAUAUAUGUAUAUGUACAGCUGAUUCACUUUGUUAUAAAGCAGAAACUAACACACCAUUGUAAAGCAAUUAUACUCCAAUAAAGAUGUUAAAAAUAAAUAUGUUAAGUAUCAUAUAUAUGACUAUUACUUACACACACACACACACACACUCACACACACACCCCUUAAACAUUUUAUUUUAGCUUGAGCAAGUAAAAGGGGAUGAAUUAUCCAAACUUAGUGCCAAGGAUUUUUUUUUUUAAAUGGGGGCCUGAUGAUUGGAACUCUGUGCCAUAUUUCUUACAUAAACCUUAUCUAAAAUGUAUAUUUAUUUCAAAUGGAUCAAGGAUUUCCAUUUCUGGCAACAUGGUAGAUUAGGUGCCCAGACUGUCUGAAUCUAAAAUGCUGUAUAGGGCUUCCCUGGUGGUGCAGUGGUUAAGAAUCUGCCUGCCAAUGCAGGGGACACGGGUUCGAGCCCUGGUCUGGGAAAAUCCCACAUGCCGCGGAGCAACUAAGCCCGUGAGGCACAACUAAUGAGCCUGCGCAUCUAGAGCCUGUGCUCCGCAACAAGAGAAGCCACAACAAUGAGAAGCCAGCGCACCGCGAUGAAGAGUAGCCCCCCACUCGCCGCAACUAGAGAAAGCCCGCGCACAGGAACAAAAACCCAACACACCCAAAAAUAAAUAAAUAAAUUUAUUAAAGGAAAAAAAAUGCUGUAUAAAUUUUUUUAAAUAUUUUUAAACUUCUUAAUUUGGCACAAACAUACAGACACUAUGGAAGGCGGCUCUUGACAUUAAUGUUACCUCACAGCAAUGCUUUGAGAACUACAAAGUGCUGGAGACAGGAUACAUAUUCUGAGACUCCCAAUAUGGAGACGUAAUCAAAGAACCUUGCAUAUAGCUGAAAAUCUGAAAGGCAUACAACUGAAUGAGCAGUAAACCUAUCUAGCAGAAGGUGACAGCAAGCAAACUUGCCUUCUUUAAUCUUAGUGCUGGUAAAAGGAAGAAAAAAAAAUCUCCCGUGAGAAUUUAUAACUACAAGCCAGUUCUUAUAUGAGUGUGUGGAGAAGGAAAAAGAUGAAAAGGGGUGAGAAACAUGGAAAACAGAUUAAAGGUCUAAUGUAUGUCUAACCGGAAUUAUAAACUCCUCACCUCCAAUGACCAAGGAAAGAAGGAACAAUGGUCAAACCAAAAAGGGCUGUUGCCUCUUGCAGCAUAUUCACUGUACUAACUGCACCAGAUAUGUACCCAAGGACAAGGCCAUUAAGAAGCUGAUCACUGGAAAUAUAGAAGAGAUUAAAAAAAAAAGAAGCGGCAUGAGAAACAUUUCCGAAGUGAGAGUCUUUAAUACCUAUGUGGUUUCCAAACUGUAUGUGAAACUACACUGCUGUGUGAGUUGCAUAACUGACAACAGGGAAGUCAAGAGUCAUCCUCAUGAAGCCCAGAAAAACCAUACACCCCAUCCUGAUUUAGACUUACAGAUGCUGCCUCAUGACCUCUGCCAAAGCCCAUGUAAGGAGCUGAAUCCUUAA
Molecule: messenger RNA, 1873 nt
Organism: Physeter macrocephalus (sperm whale)
Lineage: Eukaryota; Metazoa; Chordata; Mammalia; Artiodactyla; Physeteridae
Product: 40S ribosomal protein S26-like
Exons: 2
Coding region: 1499-1873 (124 amino acids)
Biological process (GO): translation
Cellular component (GO): cytosolic small ribosomal subunit; ribosome
Molecular function (GO): structural constituent of ribosome; mRNA binding
Source: RefSeq, a predicted model, not a curated record